AUGGAUAGGGUAAUUGAAUUAUUAAACUCAAAAAAAAUAUAGGAAUCUCCUGAGAAUAGAAGAUUACUUUUUAAUAAUCCUACAUACAAACCAUACUUAUUAUUAACUUACAAUGAAUUUAGAUAAUUGUUUAAAGUAGAUGAUAAUAAUGUUACUCGAUUCAAUAAAAUGAUCAUUUACACAGAGAUGGAUUACUACAACUACGUUUAUAAUCAAACUUGGGCAUAUAAAUGGUAUCCAUUGUUAUUCAAAUUUACUUUGAAUUGUGUUCGAAGGAGAUCAACAAGCAUCAUUUUUUCCUUGAUGUACUUGUACAGUGUUGAAGUAUUCUUAGAAAAAUUAUGUCUAUUUUAAUACGUGGAUGACAAAAUAAUAGAUGCCUCUGAAUAUUUCACAGCAGCUCUUUCCAAAGAAAAAAGUAAUCCUCAUCAAUAGCAUAGAUCUAUAAAAAUAAAAUGAGCUUUUUCAAAAGUACAAGGAAAUUAUCUUAAAAGAUUUCAAAGAUAAACAUUAUGUUGAAGAAUACAAACCAAGAGAUUGGAUACUUAUGGGUAAUAAAUUUAAUAUCCAUAAUCCAUAUAUACAUUGGACAGAAUCAAAAGAUGAGAAUGCCGAUAAAAUUAUGAAAGAAUUCUUUGUAAAGAACUUUUAACUAUUACUUUUCUUUGAUAGAAUACAACGUUUUGCUAAAUUGAUAAAAAAUGAAGGAUAUACAGGUUUAUAAAGAGAAACAAGAUUAUGUGUUUAGAAUUUAAUGAAAUAAGGUAAAAGAUUAGUAUUGGAAUUUCCUGUCUAUAAGGAAUAUGUUCCUUAUUUGAAUUCAUAUUAUAAAAUAGAGGAAUUACUUUCAGCUUCUUAUAUUGAUUAAAGAAAACGAUUUAUAUAAUUAGAUCAUUAUAAAUUAAUAGGAAGUAAAAUAAUAAAUUUAUUCAAUUAUUUGGUUUAUGGAAGAUGUGAAUUUGUAAGAUAUGAAUUUAAAUGGUUUGAUCCAAAUAUAUCUGCUAAGAAACCUAUGUUUAGUAAAUAUUAAUUAUAAUAAUUAAAUAGGAGCUGAAUCAGUUUGGUAUGAUUUUGUACCAUAUGUGCUUUUACUUUUGUUACCUACAAAAGUAAUGGGAAUUAAGAGAGUAGUUNUAUAGAUGUAUUUAUAAAACUGAUUAAAAACCUUAAUUAAUUUUCUUAAUGGAUAGGGUAAUUGAAUUAUUAAACUCAAAAAAAAUAUAGGAAUCUCCUGAGAAUAGAAGAUUACUUUUUAAUAAUCCUACAUACAAACCAUACUUAUUAUUAACUUACAAUGAAUUUAGAUAAUUGUUUAAAGUAGAUGAUAAUAAUGUUACUCGAUUCAAUAAAAUGAUCAUUUACACAGAGAUGGAUUACUACAACUACGUUUAUAAUCAAACUUGGGCAUAUAAAUGGUAUCCAUUGUUAUUCAAAUUUACUUUGAAUUGUGUUCGAAGGAGAUCAACAAGCAUCAUUUUUUCCUUGAUGUACUUGUACAGUGUUGAAGUAUUCUUAGAAAAAUUAUGUCUAUUUUAAUACGUGGAUGACAAAAUAAUAGAUGCCUCUGAAUAUUUCACAGCAGCUCUUUCCAAAGAAAAAAGUAAUCCUCAUCAAUAGCAUAGAUCUAUAAAAAUAAAAUGAGCUUUUUCAAAAGUACAAGGAAAUUAUCUUAAAAGAUUUCAAAGAUAAACAUUAUGUUGAAGAAUACAAACCAAGAGAUUGGAUACUUAUGGGUAAUAAAUUUAAUAUCCAUAAUCCAUAUAUACAUUGGACAGAAUCAAAAGAUGAGAAUGCCGAUAAAAUUAUGAAAGAAUUCUUUGUAAAGAACUUUUAACUAUUACUUUUCUUUGAUAGAAUACAACGUUUUGCUAAAUUGAUAAAAAAUGAAGGAUAUACAGGUUUAUAAAGAGAAACAAGAUUAUGUGUUUAGAAUUUAAUGAAAUAAGGUAAAAGAUUAGUAUUGGAAUUUCCUGUCUAUAAGGAAUAUGUUCCUUAUUUGAAUUCAUAUUAUAAAAUAGAGGAAUUACUUUCAGCUUCUUAUAUUGAUUAAAGAAAACGAUUUAUAUAAUUAGAUCAUUAUAAAUUAAUAGGAAGUAAAAUAAUAAAUUUAUUCAAUUAUUUGGUUUAUGGAAGAUGUGAAUUUGUAAGAUAUGAAUUUAAAUGGUUUGAUCCAAAUAUAUCUGCUAAGAAACCUAUGUUUAGUAAAUAUUAAUUAUAAUAAUUAAAUAGGAGCUGAAUCAGUUUGGUAUGAUUUUGUACCAUAUGUGCUUUUACUUUUGUUACCUACAAAAGUAAUGGGAAUUAAGAGAGUAGUUGGAAAUGCUAAAAAAUAUGCUGAUUAUGCAUCAACUUUAGGUUCAAAAGUUAAAUAAUAGACAUAGAAUUGA
This is a messenger RNA of Paramecium pentaurelia, 2387 nucleotides long. The record is from the annotation of a GenBank genome assembly. NCBI's taxonomy places the organism in Eukaryota, Ciliophora, Oligohymenophorea, Peniculida, Parameciidae.